This is a messenger RNA of Poecile atricapillus (Black-capped chickadee), 2564 nucleotides long. RefSeq names its product YME1 like 1 ATPase (gene YME1L1). The record is from RefSeq and is a predicted model, not a curated record. Gene Ontology annotation, molecular function: metalloendopeptidase activity; ATP-dependent peptidase activity; ATP hydrolysis activity. Gene Ontology annotation, cellular component: mitochondrial inner membrane. Lineage: Eukaryota; Metazoa; Chordata; Aves; Passeriformes; Paridae. The transcript is spliced from 19 exons. Bases 183 to 2354 code for a protein of 723 amino acids. Gene Ontology annotation, biological process: mitochondrion organization; protein quality control for misfolded or incompletely synthesized proteins.
CUCUUUGGGCUCCCGCCGCUUCCGGGGCGGCUCGGCCCGGUCGGCGCGGCCGCGGGGCGGACAUUUCCCGGAGCGGAGCCGCGGGCCCUCCUCAGCCGCCGGCGGCCACAGCAGGCGGGCUCCUGCGGCUGGCCUGGGAGGCGGAAGAGACGCCUGCGGCCGCCGCCGGUCCCGCCGGGAGGAUGUUUUCCUUCUCUACCGUGCAGCCCCAGGCUACUGUUCCUCUGAGUCACCUUAUCAACGCCUUUCAUUCACCAAAAAGCUCCACAACUUCUGCCAGCAAAGCAUCCAUACAGCCUGUCCAGAGGGACUCCUCUCCAGAGCAUGAUCCUCAGAAGAGUGAGUCUGUAUUUAAAAAUUUAAGAGAUCUGGGAUUGUCUGAUUUGAAAGCUAACCAGUUCAGAGAGUUGGUGAACAGGCUACUUCCUGGCUUCUGUACAGAAAGCAAAGUCUCCUCACAGUGGCACACGUCGUACGUCUCUGCUCAGUCCUUCUUUGAAAAUAAGCAUGGUUUUGUGGAUGUUUUCAGUGCUUUACGCUCAUCUUGUUUGUACAGGCAACAUCCUAAUCCCCUCCAAAAUUUCUGUUCAGAUGUUCGGUGUUGGCCAGUUUACAUACAGACACGGAACUUUAAGACUCUGAGAUCAAGAGCAAGACGUCUGCAGUCAACAUCUGAUCAAUUCACAGAAACAAAAAGUUCACUUUCUUCACUUUUGAAGGGUUUUAUCCUGAGAAGGCGACGAAUUGAUGUUGAAAACUUAGACACACUAAUGAAAACAAAAAACAUCCCAGAGGCGCACCAGGAUGCUUUUAAAACUGGUUUUGCAGAAGGCUUUUUGAAAGCACAGGUAUUCCUGCAAAAAACACUUGAUUCCUUAAGAAGAUCACGUUUGCUUUCUUUCUUUCUCUUUGUUCUUUGUUUUUAUCUUGCUAUAUAUUCAUCAUUUUUACCUGGGAAAGGUUCCUUUUCUGAUGCUGUACGCUUUCGAACAUCAAGUAUCUUUGAUGCAGCAGUUGAUCCAAUCCAGUUGAAAAAUGUCACCUUCGAACAUGUUAAAGGGGUUGAAGAAGCUAAGCAGGAAUUGCAAGAAGUUGUGGAAUUUCUGAAAAACCCUCACAAAUUUACUGUAUUAGGAGGUAAACUUCCAAAAGGCAUUUUGUUAGUUGGACCACCUGGUACUGGCAAGACACUUCUUGCACGGGCUGUGGCUGGUGAAGCUGAUGUUCCAUUUUAUUACGCGUCCGGGUCAGAGUUUGAUGAGAUGUUUGUUGGUGUGGGAGCCAGUCGCAUCCGAAGCCUGUUCAGGGAAGCAAAAGCAAAUGCACCUUGUGUUAUUUUCAUUGAUGAAUUGGACUCUGUUGGUGGGAAAAGAAUUGAAUCUCCGAUGCACCCGUAUUCAAGACAGACCAUUAAUCAGCUCCUUGCUGAAAUGGAUGGCUUUAAACCAAAUGAAGGUGUUGUUAUUAUUGGUGCAACAAACUUCCCUGAAGCAUUAGACAAUGCUCUAAUACGUCCUGGUCGCUUUGAUAUGCAAGUCACUGUUCCCAAGCCUGAUGUAAGAGGUCGCACAGAAAUUCUGAAGUGGUACCUUAAUAAAAUCAAAUAUGACCCAUCUGUUGAUCCAGAAAUAAUUGCACGAGGCACAGUAGGAUUUUCUGGAGCAGAGCUUGAAAAUCUUGUAAAUCAAGCUGCCUUAAAGGCAGCUGUUGAUGGAAAAGAUAUGGUAACCAUGAAAGAGCUAGAGUUCUCCAAGGACAAAAUUCUAAUGGGACCUGAGCGUAGAAGUGUAGAAAUUGAUGAGAAGAACAAAACCAUCACAGCUUACCACGAGUCUGGACAUGCAAUCAUUGCCUAUUACACCAAGGAUGCCAUGCCGAUCAACAAGGCCACGAUCAUGACACGAGGAACAACACUGGGACAUGUAUCUUUGCUCCCAGAAAAUGACAGAUGGAGUGAAACUAGAUCCCAGUUGCUUGCACAGAUGGAUGUCUGUAUGGGAGGAAGAGUAGCAGAAGAGCUCAUAUUUGGAAGUGACCACAUCACAACAGGUGCUUCCAGUGAUUUUGAUAAUGCUACUAAAAUUGCAAAACUGAUGGUGACUCGAUUUGGAAUGAGUGAGAAGCUUGGUGUUAUGACCUACACUGAUACGGGGAAAGUCAGCCCUGAAACCCAGUCCGCAAUUGAACAGGAAGUGAGGACGCUUCUACGGGACUCCUAUGAGCGAGCAAAGAACAUCCUGAAGACUCAUGCAAAAGAACACAAGAAUUUAGCAGAAGCUUUAUUGAAAUAUGAGACUCUGGAUGCCAAAGAAAUCCAAAUUGUUCUAGAGGGGAAAAAACUAGAAGUAAGAUGAUAACUUCUGGGAUAUGUAACUGAUAAUUUGAAGAAUGUACAUCUAGCAAUGCAGUAGUCUUAUGCAGCAUAGCCUCUUUUUCUCUUCCUGAUGUGUGUAUGGCAUUAAUAUUAAUCUGUCUCUUGUGAGCUUCUGUUACUCAUCUAUUUGUUGUGUCUCAUCAGAAUAAGACACAAAAUAAAGCAAGUUCCUCAUGCUCUGCUCCUUAUA